AUGUCGAAUUUACCAGAACAUGUUUGGGAUGAAUUAGCAAUGGAUUUUUUUGGACCAUUACCGUCAGGAGAGUAUUUAUUUGUUAUAGAAGAUUUAUAUUCAAGAUACCCAUUUGUUGAUAUAAUAAAAACCACAACAGCUUCAAGCGUCAUAAGUAAACUAGAAAGAUUAUUUGCUAUAUUUGGUUAUCCUAACAAAAUUAGAAGUGACAACGGACCACCGUUUCAAAGCGAAGAAUUAAAACUAUACUUUAAAAAUGUCGACAUAAAGCACAUUAAAAUAACGCCUCAAUAUCCGCAAGCGAACGGUAUCGUAGAAAAAUUUAUGCAAGUUAUAGGAAAAACAAUUAAAAUAACUCAUUUUAUGGGGAAAAGUUGGAGAGAGGAACUUCAAAGCAUGCUUCGAAAUUAUAGAUGCGCACCUCAUAAUACAACUGGCAAAUCACCAGCUACUUUAUUAUUCAAUAGAAAUAUCAAAAAUAAGUUUCCUUCAAUAAUAAUUGAAAAAUUACCCUAUGACAAAGAAGUGAGAGAACGUCAAGAUAAAAAGUAUAAGAAAGUACAAGAAUACUUUGAUAUGAAACAUCAUGCAAAGAAGAGAGAUGACAUUAAAGUAGGAGAUCAGAUUCUUGUUAAAUGCCAUAAACCGGGAGGAAAAUUAGACUCAAAAUAUUUAAACAAUUUGGAUAAAGAAGGAAACGAGUUGGCGCGUAAUAUACAAUUUAUAAAAAAACUCUUAAAACCUGAAGCCGAAAGUAUACAACGUGAAACACCAGUAAAUGAUAUCGAAAGAAAAAUAGUUAAAAGAAAAUCAUAUCCAAAGCGAAUUAAUAGACCUAUAAAGUUUUACUAUUAA
This is a messenger RNA of Hydra vulgaris (swiftwater hydra), 855 nucleotides long. RefSeq lists its product as uncharacterized. Gene Ontology annotation, biological process: DNA integration. Gene Ontology annotation, molecular function: nucleic acid binding. The record is from RefSeq and is a predicted model, not a curated record. Lineage: Eukaryota; Metazoa; Cnidaria; Hydrozoa; Anthoathecata; Hydridae.